CGAAGAAGCGGAGGCUCGACUUUAUCCGCUACAGAACCGGAUGUAAGCACAAUCGUCCUCUCAUCAAUCGGCAGGGCCCCGAAAUACCGUUCCUUGGGUCUACAGAGCAGAGGCCUCAGUUCGCCGGGCUGCUAGCCUCGAGAGAUGAGCUGUGGUGUGUUGAAGGAGAAGAGAACGGGUUUAGCGAGCGGUUGCUGAGAUGGGGAGGGUUAAGCUGGAGAUCAAGAAGAUAGAGAACCCGACCAACAGACAGGUCACAUACUCCAAGCGACGCAAUGGGCUCAUUAAGAAAGCUUACGAGCUGUCAGUGCUGUGCGAUAUUGAUCUGGCGCUUAUCAUGUUCUCGCCUUCCGGAAAGCUCACUCAGUAUUGCAAUUGCAGCAUUGAAGAAGUCAUUGCUCGGUUUGCAAAUUUGCCUAUGCACGAGAGGAAUAAGAGCUUUGAGGAUAUGUUGACUCGCUUCGCAAACAAUCAGAUGCAUCAUGACCGCAGCAAGUACACUAGGAAGAUCGAAAAUUUGGAGUAUCUACACAAGGCAUUGAAAAAACUUGCUGGAGAGAAGGAUCUUGUUUCGAAUCAGCAGCUCUUGUCCGGGAGUAAAUCAAGUUCUUACGAGGCUGAGGUGCUGCAACAGGAGCUGAAGAAAGCACAACAAGAAAAAGAAUUGGUACAACAACGAGCAAGGCUGUACUUGGCCGAUGAACAACUUCUUCAGGGCGUGACUUCUGUUCAGCAGCUGGCGAAUAUGGAAACUGAAUUAGAGCAAGCACUAGAGCGAGUACGGGCCAGAAAGAACUACGUGAGCAGUGCUUAUCAGACUGCAAAUGCCCUGCAACGGCAGCAACACGAAUUUCUUGGAAACAGUCUACAGAUGAUGGCAUUGCGACAACAGCAACAGCAGCAGCAACAGCAAGCGGGUAUGGGAGGAACUCCGUCAUUCUUGCACUGGACGAUGCAGUCCGAGCGUCCAGAGCCCACCCAGGAUUUCAUGGAGCAGCAAACAAACUCCUCGGCGUCACUCAUGCCUGCACCGCUCAGUAUUCGGGAACCAGGUAGCAACGGUGAAGCAAAUCCAGCAGCGGCGGCUUAUUUCCCCGCUGGACCGCAACCGGGAGCAUUAGAAUCGCUUCGGCAGAUGGGAAUGGCGGCCGCCAGCCGUGGAUUGACCAUGCACGAGAUGUCUUUGGAGCAGCCGAAUGGCCAGUACAUCGAGGAUCAACAAAAGAAAGCCAAGGUGGAAGGCAGCAUGGGCUUUGCUACCUCUAGCAGUGCCGCCGAAGCCGUCUCCGAGAAUACUGUCACGCGUGAUCAUCAACAAUCUGAGCAGACUGACGUCAAUGGCGGUGCUGCAGAUUGGCCUCCACAUCCCGCGAAUCACCAUCCGAAUGCAUUCACGAAUGGAGGGUUGUUCUCAAGUUUUAGUCAGAACGGACACCAUCCUGCGUGGAAGUAAUAAACAGUGGGAGGGGUCUAAUUUCACUUAGAUGGAGAAGGAGCUACUCAUGGUCCGAAUUUGAGAUUCAACUCCGGCAAACCGUGCCAGAAAUCUGUCAAGGUGGGUGCAAGCUAAGUCAUCAACCACUGAGCUCUCGGGUUAGUGGGAAGCUGGUCAUCAUCGGGCUAAGGUUUGGUCACUAGAAACAGUGUGAGAAAAACGGGCACUAUGUGCUUUGAGCGCCGAUGACCAAACGUGCUCUCUGCUCUUCUUCCCCCGCGUCCUUUCACUGACUCCACCUUCCCCGAAGAAUGCUCAUGUCACCACGCCGAGCAGAAGGUUGACUUGGAUUCUAGCGUUGGCGUGGAGUGCCGGAGAUUUUUCACCUCGUGUGCAAUUGUAAUGAGAGAACGAUUCAUCUAGUUGACUGUUUCUCUGAAUCCGAGACUUGCAUGUGAUACAUGACUUGGCCCCUGAUGAGGAUGCCUGAACCGGAGUCUUGGACCUCGGUGCAGUGCCAUCAGUGGCUCAUGUAUCAUAGUUAGGCUGACCGUUUCUGAAACCUAGACUCUUCCAGACUCUCAUCGGUCGUGGCAGUCGGCCUGGCCUUGUGUCAUGUUGCAACGUCUCUGAAUUGUACUCGACAAGCUUAUACUUGAAAACCAACCUCGUCUCGUAA
Physcomitrium patens is the source of this 2114-nucleotide messenger RNA. RefSeq lists its product as uncharacterized. Gene Ontology annotation, cellular component: nucleus. Gene Ontology annotation, molecular function: protein dimerization activity; DNA-binding transcription factor activity; RNA polymerase II transcription regulatory region sequence-specific DNA binding. The record is from RefSeq and is a predicted model, not a curated record. Gene Ontology annotation, biological process: positive regulation of transcription by RNA polymerase II. Lineage: Eukaryota; Viridiplantae; Streptophyta; Bryopsida; Funariales; Funariaceae.